AUGGCGAGUUUGUUCCCGUGUCCCGCUCCGCAGAGCCUCAGAUCUUACACUGGCAGCACACGGGGACACAGCAGCUAGACUGGGAGCAGCAGGGCUUGAAGCAACUGGACUGGCAGCAGGAGGGCUUACAGCAGCUGGACUGGCAGCAGUAGGGCUUGCAGCAGCUGGACUGGGAGCAGGAUGAUCCACAGCCUGAAGAGCAGCAGCAGGGCUUAUAGCAGCUGCACUGGGAGCAGCCACCAGAGCCACAGCCCCCUUUGGAGACCCCACAGGAGCCACAGCCCCCCUUGGAGCCUCCACAGGACCCACAGCCCCCCUUGGAGCCCCCACAGGAGCCACAGCUGGUGCAGGAACAGGCUGGCACACAGCAGCACACGGGUUUGCAGCAGCAGACGGGCACACAGCAGCUGGAGCCACAGCCCCCACAGCCAGAGCCACAGCCCCCAGAGCUGGAGCCGCAGACUCCAGAGCAGCCACAGCAGAGCAUGGUUCUGGUGGAUUGAGGGUGGAGCAGGUAGAGGAGCAGGUGAGAGGGAGGUGCAGGUGUGGAGCCACCUGAGCCUGGACCCCGUUAUAUCCCUGGCCACUUCCUCCUUGGAACUGGACCUUGUACUGAACUGA
Molecule: messenger RNA, 621 nt
Organism: Pongo pygmaeus (Bornean orangutan)
Lineage: Eukaryota; Metazoa; Chordata; Mammalia; Primates; Hominidae
Product: arginine/serine-rich protein PNISR-like
Exons: 4
Source: RefSeq, a predicted model, not a curated record